AUGAGUGACCUCGUCAAACGCCUCAGCUCUUCAAUGCCUCUGGUCGCUCGAGCCCGCAACGCUCGCCGCAUCAUGAGCAACGACAUACCGGAGCGGAUGACGGCAGAGGAGCAGCCAUACUGUAUAUGGCAUCCCGACAUGGCCACCGAGGAUGCCUACCGCUCAAUGGCCUCUGGAUUCCCCGACAUGCGCUAUCAGGUCGGCCGUGCGUGUGCUGCAGCAGGUUAUCACGCCCUCUACCAGGAGCUUGAUCUCCUGCCUGAAGUGUCCAUCGCUGAAGAGGGGCGAGAAAGCGAGACAGAUGGCGGGAAACUCAUCUAUGACGAGAUCAUGAGUUUCAAAUAUCGCUAUGUCAUCAUGGACGACUGCAAACGCACGGUAGAAUUGAUGGACUAUGUAUGCCCGGUGUAUCUCAACGCUCUACGAGGCAUUGCACGCCGCUUCAAUGACGACCUUCUCCCAUGCACCGAAGAGGACAUGCAUCUCGGCCUCGAAGUCCAAGAAUUAGAUGAAAGGCAUGAUAUGCUGACCGAUAACGAGGCGAAGCUGCUCUAUAACCCUCUGCCUCGCGAUCUGCCGACGGUGAAAAAGACUUUGUUGACACAGAUGGCAGCCCACGACGGCAACAUCGAACGCUAUGCCCAGCUCGCCAAGUCUGGAAGAACAUUAACGCAACUAGACCAAGACUGUGUCAUCCGUGGUAUCAUACAUCACACUAUGUAUGCUCGCUGGUGGGCGGACCAGAUCAAGAACGACACCAUCUAUGCUAGGUCUUCCCCAUACGUGUGGGAUAUUCAGCGAGCCAUAAUGGCACGUCGAAUCAUGCUCAACGACGCUUCCGCAUUCGAAGAAGGCUGGCCACCAGGAGUCCCGAUGCCCUACAUCAUCUGGUGGCCCCUACAACCGCAGCCAGAUAUGCUUGGUCUUCUUGCCAUGAAGGUGUCUGAGAUGAAGACGGCAGUGCGCGGCGGCUGCGAUUGUCUGCGAUUACGAGAAUGUCUACAAGAGCCUUGA
Molecule: messenger RNA, 1014 nt
Organism: Fusarium verticillioides 7600
Lineage: Eukaryota; Fungi; Ascomycota; Sordariomycetes; Hypocreales; Nectriaceae
Exons: 2
Coding region: 1-1014 (337 amino acids)
Source: RefSeq, a predicted model, not a curated record